This is a messenger RNA of Sclerotinia sclerotiorum 1980 UF-70, 297 nucleotides long. RefSeq lists its product with no specific name. Gene Ontology annotation, cellular component: extracellular region. NCBI's taxonomy places the organism in Eukaryota, Fungi, Ascomycota, Leotiomycetes, Helotiales, Sclerotiniaceae. The coding region runs from base 1 to 297 and encodes 98 amino acids. The transcript is spliced from 3 exons. The record is from RefSeq and is a predicted model, not a curated record.
AUGAUUUUCUCAAGAAUCAGUAACAUCAUCACCUUUAUAACCCUCCUCACACCCACUCUCUCCAUGCCCGCAACUCUUUCCCCUCGAACAGACUUCAUCUGUACGACUGGAAGUCCUCAAUGCUGCGAUAUCAAUGUCUUAGGAGUCGCUGAUUUGAAUUGCGAAGCUCCACCAGAAGCAUUCCACGAUGUAGCAUCUUUCAACGAAGUCUGUGCUUCUGUUGGGAAAAUCAACAUGUGUUGCAUACUCCCUGUCUUGGACCAAGGUCUCCUCUGCAAUUCUCCAGAUACUUCAUAA